AUGGCCGUCACCGCCUCUGAAGCCCACUUUGCUAAAACCCUCACCUGGUGCACCCGCCUUUUGCAACUGGCCUUUAGCAUAAUUCUUCUCGGCUCGCUCUCAUACAUCAUCGAUGAGCACCGUGAAUUUGCACGCCCGGGCCCAUAUUCACGCUUUAUCCCCUACGAAGUGAUAGUUCCUGAAGUCUUCUCUAUCUUUUCAAUCCCCAUCACUCUCUUCGGCAUUUUCGCAGUCUUCUUCUUUUCCUUCUCCGUCCAGAUUGUGGCAGCGUGUCUCGACCUUGCCCUCUUUAUCGGCUGGAUUGCUUCCAUUGGCCUAUUGCGUAACAACUUCCGUACUGAUGGGAGGCCUAACCAGUUGACGAGGUAUCUUAACGGCAUUAGACGUAGCCAUGGGGCUAGAGGACAUCAAGGUCUAAAUGGGCACUUGGUCAAGCUUAUAGUGGCGCUGGUCAUAAUGCAAAUUAUUCUUUAUUUCGUGACAGGAAUGCUUGCAAUGCUGGUCGCGGUCAACGACAGGAGGAAGAAGGCGGCGGCGAAGGUAGCCCCGGUCGUGGUGCCGGCCGCGGUGCCGGCCGCGGAUGACGGGAAGAUGUACGGUGUAGCCGACGAUGAGAAAGUUAGAGAGUUCUGGAAGGGGAGAGAUAGCAGUGAAACCGCGGUAGCUUAG
Messenger RNA from Morchella sextelata, 669 nucleotides. RefSeq lists its product as uncharacterized. The transcript has 3 exons. The coding region runs from base 1 to 669 and encodes 222 amino acids. The record is from RefSeq and is a predicted model, not a curated record. NCBI's taxonomy places the organism in Eukaryota, Fungi, Ascomycota, Pezizomycetes, Pezizales, Morchellaceae.